AUUUAAAUGUGAUUUUUAAUUUUUCACCUAAAAGGAAAUGAAUUACCAAGUGACACGUGUCACAUCACCCAGUCGUGGCACGAUUCCACUGCCACAAUAUAGUUCCCAUAGCACAGGAAUGUUGCUUUCUUCUCCAAAUAAUGUUAAAAACCCCUCAAAACAAUUCACUCUUUUCUCGAGUCUCUUCCUUGCGCACCGGCGAAGAGUCUCUGCUCUUCACACUUCACUCGUUUGUCUGUUGGCACAGACUUCAAUGUCUUCAAUGAUGAUGAACAGCAAUAGAGACAGAGAAGAAGCCCUCACGUUCACGACCCCUUCAUCGUCUUCUUCCCCUGUUACCUUCUCAGACCAACUCGAUAGCUACCUUACCGAACCUAGUUCGCUUAUCGGGAGUGCCACUGGGAGUUUGCAGAGCGACAGUCUGCUCGGCGGCGGGGAUGGUGGAAUCAACAACAGUGAUGCCGAGUUCGGCUUUUCUCGACCUGAUUUCUGGCAGAGUAUACUUGUUGGGACCGUUGAGUUCUAUGAACGCCAUAUCUUUCUUUGUUACAAGAACCCUGGGGUUUGGCCUCCUCGCAUUGAGGCUGCCGAGUUCGAUCGCUUGCCUAGGUUGCUCUAUGCCGCUGUCGUGGCCAGGACCAACGAUAUGAAGAAACAGACUCGCCUAACGAUAUGUGAGGGGCAUGAUGGGACUGAAACAUCAAAUGGAGAUGUAUUAAUCUUUCCAGAUAUGAUCAGAUACAGGAGAUUGACACAUUUUGAUGUUGAAACAUUUGUUGAAGAAGUUCUUGUGAAGGAUGGCGAAUGGCUUCCUGGAACUCCUGAAGCCUUAAAAACUUCAUAUGUAUUUGUUUGUUCACAUGGAUCCCGUGAUCGUAGAUGUGGGGUUUGUGGACCUGUCUUGGUGAGCAGAUUCAGGGAAGAGAUAGAGUUACAAGGUCUUCAAAAUAAAGUGUUUGUUAGCCCAUGUUCACACAUCGGAGGACAUAAGUAUGCUGGAAAUGUCAUCAUAUUUGGAUCAAGUAUCAAUGGAAAACUCACUGGACAUUGGUAUGGAUAUGUUGCUCCAGAUGAUGUGCCUGUAUUGCUUCAACAGCAUAUCAUAAGAGGGGAGAUUCUGGACUCACUGUGGAGAGGCCAGAUGGGUAUAACACAAGAUGAACAGAAGAAAAGCCAAGAACAAAGGCUUAAGCUGAAAGAAAGCACGGAAGUGUUGAUGCAGAUGAAGAAUCACGAGAUAAGCAGUGAUGUUUAUGGAAGUCAAGAAGAUAACUUUUUGAGAUGCUGCCAAGAGAGCGGAGGCUCUUCCUGCUGUCAGAACCAUGUGUUACUGGAAAAAACAAAUGAUUCUGAUGCCAUGGAGACCGAGGCAAAGUUCUCUGCUGACAAUGAAAGUGGUGAGACCUUGAUUUCUCAAUUUAAUAGCAGAAAAGGAGCCUCCCGUAAACUCCGUCCUUCCGUGCCGACGUGGCUUGAUAGCUGGGAGCACGAAGAUACCUACGCAGCACUUGCUGUUGUCUGUGCUGCUGUGUCUGUUUAUAUUGCCUAUGGCUGCUACAAACAGUCGAGCUAAGAGAAAUCAACAAUUGGUUAGCACUUUUACCUCAGGACUAGGUAACUCUGUUUCUAUGGUCUGGGUGAUUCUGGCUUCUGGCUGUGUCUGUCUCUGAUGAGUCCACAUAGUGGAAUCCAUGUGUGAUUGGAGAAAUGAACCGCAUCUCGUUGCUUGUUCUUAUUUCAUGGAAGCCAAGGUCUGAAGCAAUUUUCACUACGUGCUACUGCAUCUGCAUAAUGCUUGGAUGAACUUGAACCCUCUUUCUUUAGAGAAGAGCGGGAGGAGUCAAUGAGAAAGGAAGAAAAAUAGGCUUAGGUGAAGCACAUAACAAUAGAAACUUGUCACAGAAAGAGCCAAGUCUAACUCUUUGUACUGAGCAAAGAAUGAACCAUCCAGUUUAUAGUUGAUUUCUUGCAUAAAGUUGACACUUUUCUCUUGACCUGUUGCCAAUGCAAAAUGGAAUAUUUGUCUUA
Molecule: messenger RNA, 2028 nt
Organism: Prosopis cineraria
Lineage: Eukaryota; Viridiplantae; Streptophyta; Magnoliopsida; Fabales; Fabaceae
Exons: 6
Coding region: 38-1573 (511 amino acids)
Source: RefSeq, a predicted model, not a curated record